AUGAAUGUCAUACAGGACUGUGGCAAUGCUGUGUCUGCUCGUCCACAGUUGCCCCGUGGGCUAUGCUUCACUCUCUCGGCUACUCGACGGUACAGGCCGAAUCUGGCAGUCUUGUUGGAGGGCCACUUGAACUUUGUCGUCGCGUUCAUGGGCUGUAUUAGCAUAAUUGGAAAGGUCUUGUUUACGCUUCCCUGCAGACCAGAUAGGCCCUCAGUUUACAAGCCGAACAAAGUGGGCUCUCUUACGAGGUCAUUGGUUGCCCGAAAUUGGGUCGUAAACGCUGAAAAAGUCAAAGUCAAGCCCAUCCAGUCAGACCGCCAUCCACCACUAUUGGCCGAAUGGCGAAAGAUAAAGGUUUCAUUUGUCACCAACCUCGAAGUUGUGAGUUGUGUGUGCGGUUGGUUGGUGGUGCUGUGGGCAAAUGGUAAAAUUGUCGCCGAUUCUGUAUUGCGCCGCGUGUCUAUCGGCCGGGGAGGUGAAAUGCAGGCACAUUUGCACGGAAUUCGGUGGGUCAUAACAUUUACAUUUUGGGGUUAA
Molecule: messenger RNA, 537 nt
Organism: Protopolystoma xenopodis
Lineage: Eukaryota; Metazoa; Platyhelminthes; Monogenea; Polystomatidea; Polystomatidae
Source: the annotation of a GenBank genome assembly